This is a messenger RNA of Cyclopterus lumpus (lumpfish), 2178 nucleotides long. Its product is annotated as riboflavin transporter 2-like. The record is from RefSeq and is a predicted model, not a curated record. The coding region runs from base 293 to 1663 and encodes 456 amino acids. The transcript is spliced from 4 exons. Gene Ontology annotation, cellular component: plasma membrane. Gene Ontology annotation, biological process: riboflavin transport. NCBI's taxonomy places the organism in Eukaryota, Metazoa, Chordata, Actinopteri, Perciformes, Cyclopteridae. Gene Ontology annotation, molecular function: riboflavin transmembrane transporter activity.
GCCCUCCAAUAGGAGGAGAGAAGUGUGAUUUCAGGACAUUGUGCGCCUGCGCCGCCCAUGCAGCACAGACACGGAAGCAAGCCUGUGUUUGUGUGUAUGUGUGUGUGUGUGUGGGGGGAGGGUAUGCAAGCACACACACACGCGUGGCUAAUGUAACAGAAAAAAGAGCUGUGAUCACAAUGGAGUGAGUGUUUCUGAAGGGAAAGAGGGAAGAGGAGAGCUUCCUGGUUAUGUUCUGACCGAGAUUGUGCGCCGUCUCCAUUUCCUCAUUGACAUCAUUCCGGCCUCCGUCAUGUCGCUGCUGACUCACGUACUGGCGUGCCUGUUCGGUAUGGGCUCCUGGGUGGCCAUCAACGGGAUGUGGGUGGAGCUUCCCCUGGUCGUACCGGAGAUCCCAGAGGGCUGGUAUCUGCCAUCGUACCUCACGGUCAUCAUCCAGAUGGCCAACAUCGGUCCCCUCGUCAUCACUCUGAUGCACCGCUUCCGCCCCGGGGUGCUGAAUGAGCGGCUGAUCAUCUACUCCAUUGUGGGGCUGGGGAUCGUUGCCACAUUCCUGCUGGCUUUCUUCUGGAGGCACACUGUGACGAUAGAGGGCUCCUUGCACAGUGUGCCACUGCUGGUGUUGAGCUUCCUGCUCUCUGUGGUGGACUGCACCUCCUCUGUUACAUUUCUGCCGUUCAUGAUGCAGCUGCGUCCGCAGUACCUCACCACGUACUUCGUCGGCGAAGGCCUCAGCGGUCUGGUGCCCGCACUGGUGGCUCUGAUUCAAGGUGUUGGCGUAGUCCACUGUCAGAAUGCUACUUUGGCCGACGCCGCCAGCGAAAUAGCCAUUAACGCUACUGUUGGCAGUGGAGAGCUACAAGCUGUCUACCAGCCAGCUAAAUUCUCAGCCCAGGUCUUCUUCGUGUUCCUCAGUGCCAUGAUGGUUGUGUGCCUUGUAGCCUUCAUCCUACUCAACCAUCACCCAGCUUUGGCUCGAGAGAGAAAGAACGACUUGUACUUCAGUGGCGAUCUGGCCUCUGGGAAGAGAGAGGAAGGUCUGUCCAUGCACGCCCAGACACCGGAGCAGAAGCCUAUGAUCAGCCCACUGGAAGCCGGCAGGAGGAAGCCCAAGAGCUCCUUUGGGAGGGGGACGUAUAGCAAUCUGGAGGCGAUGUUCAUCUUUGUUGUACUGGCCUGGGUCAAUGCUCUGACCAACGCAGUGCUGCCCUCAGUCCAGUCCUACUCCUGUCUGCCCUACGGGAACAAGGCCUACCAUCUAGCUGCCACCAUGGCAGCUGUUGCCAACCCAGUGGCCUGCUGCAUCGCCAUGUUUGUGCCGAUUCGGUCUCUCAUCUUGAUGGGUUUCUUGGCCAUGGUCGGGACUGGAUUUGGGGCCUACAUCAUGGCCAUGGCUGCCCUUAGUCCCUGCCCCCUUUUGGUCCACAGUGACUCUGGAACUGCAGUCAUAGUGCUGGCCUGGGUCCUGUUUGUCCUCUCCCUGUCCUACGUCAAGGUCAUCAUUGGGGUGAUUCUGAGGGACGAGGGCCACAGUGCCCUCGUGUGGUGUGGAGCAGUAGUGCAGUUGGGCUCCAUGGUUGGGGCCGUGUCCAUGUUCCCAUUGGUCAGUGUAUAUGGACUUUUCAGGUCAGGUGACGCUUGCAACACCAAGUGUCCAAUGUAGUGAAUAAAAUAUGUUUCAGUGACACACUGCUGUACAAAACUGAAAAAAAAACAAUGCGCUUAAUUUAGAUGCACUGAACUCAUUGCAGUCGUGAGCUUUACAUAUUCCUAUUGUUACAGUCUGGAGCUGUUCACCUACUACCAACAGUAUCACUCCCUGAUGUUGUUUAACUGAUUGGCUGAGUCACGUGGUGUAUGUUCCAUGCAGAAAUCUGUAUGUAUUGACUAACGGAGCACAAGGAUGAAAAAGACCUCAACAUUAUAAACGCGUUGUCACUUUGUUGUUCCUUCUCAAUUCAGAGGUCAAAGCCAGUUUACUUGAAUUGUUAAUAUGGUGUGAAAGUAUAAUUGAUGGAUGUUUCUUUUGUAAGAACAUAUGGUACUUUUGGCUUUAAAAUGUGCCUUAAUUUUGAGGCAGAUUUGCGCUUGCUUUUGGUGUACAUGGUUGUACAUCCUGUUUGUUACUUGUGUGGAGAAACUGUUCAACAAUACCAAAUAAAUGUUGUCUUGUUGCCU